GUAUCCUUUCCACAUCACUCAUUAAGCAUUCAUUCUAUUUUUCUACCAGUCACUCUUUCAAUCUUUUUUUUUCGUCAUGUAUUUGAGCCAAUUAAUCAUUUCGGCAUCUUUCCUCGCUGCGGUUGCACUAGCAGCUCCCCUGGAUUCUCGCGGCACUUCCACCUCACCAGCCAAUGCAAAAGUUACCCUAGCAGCAGCAUUCACCUCUGGUGCCGGCAACAAAGAGCCGAACUCUACCAUCAGUGCUGGUGUUGGCAAAGGUGCAGACACUUACACUUGCUACUCCGGUGGCUGGCAAUCUUUCCCAUCGUCUUCUAAAUGGGUGUCGUUUGAUGCCAUGUGGAACAAAUCCACUACAUAUCUUAAAGAAUCAUGUGCCAAUACUGGUGCCUUUGGCUCUGGUGAUAGCUCGGCACAGAUUGAUAACAUGUAUAACUCAAUCUUGUCGGUCGCCAGUGCUAGUUUUGUGGACCCAAGAUUCAUCUACGCCACGAUCUUGCAAGAAAGCAGUGGAUGUGUCAACAUCGAUACUAGCAAGAACCCAGAUCCAAGUCAGCCUGACAACCCCGGUCUCAUGCAAUCUGUAGCCGGUGUAAAGUUUGUUGGUAACUCCGCAUCUGCUUCCGCCCAAGCUGCAUCCAUCCGCCAAAUGAUCGUCGAUGGUACUCAAGGUACAACCAAAGGUGACGGACUUGUUCAAUGUAUCAAUCAAUAUGGAAACAUAUACGAGGCAGCUAGAUGUUACAAUUCUGGACAGGUUAACAAGAGCAAUAUGAAUGAUGCUGAGGGAGCCACACCAAGUUAUGUUACUGAUAUCGCAAACAGAAUGACUGGUUGGUUGGAUGCGCCACAGAAGUUCAGUUCUUGUAAGAAAUAGGCUGUAUGGUGUUAUGAAAUCAUGGGUUAGAUGGGGAUGUGUGGAGUGACUUUGGCGGGGUUGUUCGGGGCACAUGAGCAAGCAGCUGGGUCUCGCUCGCGGAGGUGUAGUUUUUAGGUCGUAAUUUUUGUGUGUUUGGAGCUGGAAAACUUCAUAAUUGUAUAAUUCAACCUAAAGUAUAUCCAAUACUUCAAAUUGCAGUCCAAAAUCUUUAAAUUUAGAACAUUAAUUUUCUUUGAGUAUUUCAGCA
Messenger RNA from Botrytis cinerea B05.10, 1127 nucleotides. RefSeq lists its product as hypothetical. The transcript has 2 exons. Bases 77 to 877 code for a protein of 266 amino acids. The record is from RefSeq and is a predicted model, not a curated record. Lineage: Eukaryota; Fungi; Ascomycota; Leotiomycetes; Helotiales; Sclerotiniaceae.